Molecule: messenger RNA, 153 nt
Organism: Chondrus crispus (carragheen)
Lineage: Eukaryota; Rhodophyta; Florideophyceae; Gigartinales; Gigartinaceae
Exons: 1
Coding region: 1-153 (50 amino acids)
Source: RefSeq, a predicted model, not a curated record
AUGCGUGCAGUAGCUUGCUUCUUUGCGCCAAAUGUAUUUCUACGACAUACUUGUAGCCUAAUUGGGGUGACCCUGAAUAUGAAUAGAUGUAUCGUGUUACAGGCGCGGUGGGGUUCAUCUCUGAAUCACCACCUCCCCCAAAGCGCAGCUUGA